AUGCCGUCCAAGUCACUCGCAUCGACCGUCUCCGAUGAGCGAACGGAGAUUGAGAAUGCCGGGAACACUUACGAAGAUACGAUGUACAUGGAGCGACUGGGAAAGGUACAAGUGGUCCGCCGCAACUUUGGCUUCUGGACCAUCCUGGGCUUGACGACGAGCAUGUUGGCCACCUGGGAAGCAGUAUAUUUCGCCAAUAGCACCGCCAUGGUUGACGGCGGCCCUGCAUCCCUGGUGUAUGGUUUCAUUUACACCGCCCUCGGCGCGCUGACCACCGCGGCUUCCCUGGCGGAGCUGGCGAGCAUGUGGCCGACGUCUGGAGGGCAAUACCAUUGGACUGCGAUGCUGGCGCCAGAGAAGUACAAGGUCUUCUUGAGCUGGCUCUGCGGAUGGGUUUCAACGAUAGGAUGGAUUAGUAACGCAUGCGCAGGCGCCUUCUUCGUUGGAACGAUGAUUCAGGGAGUUCUGGUGCAGACCGAUGCUGGAUAUGAGCCUCAUCGCUGGCAGGGGACUCUGUUGAUUUACGCCGCCAUUUUCGUGGCUUUCAUCGUCAACAGCGUUGGCACAAGAUUACUCGCAGUUGUGGAAGGCAUCGUCUUCGUCCUCCAUCUCACCGGCUUUCUUGCCAUCUUGGUGCCGCUGCUCUACUUCAGUCGCAAGGGCUCUUCGGCCGCCGUAUGGGGAACCUUCACCGACGCGGGAGGAUGGGGAAGCGACGGACUGGCCUGGUGGAUUGGCCUGAUCGGCUCCAACCUCGUCUUCAUCGGGAUCGAUGGGCCGGCACAUCUCAGCGAGGAGGUCGCUAAUGCCGCAACUGUCGUGCCUCGCGCGAUGAUCGGUACGGUCUUGAUCAAUGCACCGCUGGGCUGGGCCGUCGCCAUCGCCUUCUCCUACUGCAUUGUGCCAACUUUCAACGCGGCUACCAGCAGUCCUACGGGCUACGACUACAUGGAGGUCUUUUACGCCGCCGUGGGACCCGCCGGGAUGAGCGGAAUGGCCAGCAUUCUGAUUGUAAUGGUGUGGUUCGCGACGAUGAACUUCCUCGCCACCGCAUCCCGCCAGACCUGGGCUUUUGCGCGAGAUCGCGGCUUGCCUUUCUCGAACUACUUCGCCAAGGUGAACAAACGGCUGGCCCUGCCACUGCGUGCCAUUGUGCUCUGCUCAUUAAUCGUCUGUCUCAUCGGACUCAUUAACAUCGGCAGCACGGCAGCGUUCAACGCGAUUGUGUCCUUGACUGAAGCGGGCUUGUUCCUGUCAUACCUCAUCCCCAUCACACUCAUCAUGGGCAAGAAAAUCAAGGGCGAGGAAGUAAAGUACGGCCCCUGGAAAAUGGGCAAGGCCCUGGGCAUUUUCACAAAUGGAUUUGCAGCGGUCUUCCUGGUCCUUUCAACCUUCUUCAGCUUCUUCCCGCCCGCAACGCCGGUGACGCUGGUGACCAUGAACUGGUCUAUUGUGGUGUUUAGUGGCUUUGUGAUUCUGGGAUUGGUGUGGUAUGCCAUUCGGGGGAGGAAGCAAUAUCACGGGCCUGUUGUUGAGCGAGCGGUGGUGUCGGUCGAGCCGAAGGUGUAG
Messenger RNA from Neohortaea acidophila, 1569 nucleotides. RefSeq names its product amino acid permease. Gene Ontology annotation, biological process: transmembrane transport. Gene Ontology annotation, molecular function: transmembrane transporter activity. Bases 1 to 1569 code for a protein of 522 amino acids. The record is from RefSeq and is a predicted model, not a curated record. The transcript has 3 exons. Gene Ontology annotation, cellular component: membrane. Lineage: Eukaryota; Fungi; Ascomycota; Dothideomycetes; Mycosphaerellales; Teratosphaeriaceae.